AUGGUUUACUUGACUCUAAGAUCAUCGAGUCAGUUGAAUAAGUUCGAAGUGGGAUGCAAUCUGGAGCUCACGGAUUCCACCAAACCGCCAUAUCAAAUUUCACCUCUGUGUGAUGAUGUGAUAUUUCUGUCGCGGUUUCAACCGCUCCUCAUCAACGUGCAUCCUCGAAACGUGUGGACAACACAGACCCUGCAAAGCGCUGAGACAUCAAACUCCCACAUUCGUCUCACCCUCUCCUACCGAUUGGUCUGCCCUCCUAACCACUACGGCGAGGCGUGCGAACGCUACUGCGCGCCUCGAGACUCACUCCUGGGGCACUACAAGUGUGAUCCUAGGGACGGAAGAAUUGCAGCUCAAGAUUCGUGGAGUCGCGAUGUUACAGAAGAUCAUGGAUACGCAAGCGUGUCAAAACCAGGCACCGUAAUACAGUGUCGCGAGGGUUGGGAGGGCGAGGCCUGCAACCAAUGCAUCCCCUUUCCGGGGUGUAGCCACGGCACUUGCAAGUUUAAUUGGUCUUUGGGUCAGCACGAACCCUUCACCUGUGAAUGUCAACCCGGAUGGAGUGGCAUGCUGUGUACAAUCGACACCAAAUUUUGCUCAAAUCACCCCGGCACCUGUCUCCACGGUGGAAUUUGUCACAACACACCACCUGAAACUUCACCUGGUUAUAUUUGUCAAUGUCAACUGGGCUAUGAGGGCUAUCAUUGUGAGAUUCCCAACCAGGACUGUCGAAUUCAUUGGUGCAGUGGUCAUGGAGUUUGCCAAGGGAACGGAAGUUGCAAAUGCUUUGACGGAUUCUAUGGUUCGAACUGUCAAUUUAACCAGACCGAGUGUUCACAAAAUCCCUGUCAGGGGAAUAGAUCUGUUUGCAUACCUUUAAAGCCUGCCAAGGAAAGCAGCCUUCAUUCCGCCACAGAGACCAUCAACUUCCGUUGUGAAUGUCAGCCUGGACUGAGCGGGAGGAACUGUGAGCGGAAGAUUCGUCAAUGCGAUGCAAAUCCCUGUCAACACGGUUAG
Molecule: messenger RNA, 1017 nt
Organism: Hydatigera taeniaeformis
Lineage: Eukaryota; Metazoa; Platyhelminthes; Cestoda; Cyclophyllidea; Taeniidae
Source: the annotation of a GenBank genome assembly